GCCGCGGAGCGCACUUGAUCCUGUCGGCCAAAACAAAAACAAGGAGGAGAAGAAGCGCGUGGAGAGGAAACUACACGCAGAGGAUCCGCGGGGGCCCCGAAACCAAGAAGAAAAGAACCCCCCCCCCCCUCCCCCCUCCCCAUCUGGAUUAUAUUUCACGGAGCCUGGACGCAUCCCGUCCCACACAUGAGCAACAGAUGAACCCGACGAGGCCCAGUCAGCUGACCAAAGAGGCGUGACCUCCUCCUCUCGUCGCUCUCCACCCGGGCGCCAGUGAGGCUUCGGCCCGCCUCGCCAUCGUCACCAUUUCCCCUCCGACUUGGUCCCCCAGACGCGUCUCGAAGCUGUUUCUCCAACGAGUUUUCCGGAAACUCGGACUGUUUUCCAAAGCAGAAGCUUCGCCCUCCCAGACUGAGGUGAUGGGAAGCGUGCGAGCCAGCCAAUACAGCAUUGUGUCAUCAGAGGAGGACGGCAUGAAGCUCGCCACCAUGGCGGCGCCCAACGGCUACGGGAACGGCAAGAGCAAAGUGCACACGCGGCACCAGCCGCAGAGCCGCUUCGUGAAGAAAGACGGCCACUGCAACGUGCAGUUCGUCAACGUGAGCGAGAAGGGCCAGCGCUACCUGGCCGACAUCUUCACCACGUGCGUGGACAUCCGCUGGAGGUGGAUGUUCAUCAUCUUCUGCCUCGCCUUCCUCCUGUCGUGGCUGUUCUUCGGCUGCGUCUUCUGGCUGGUGGCCAUCUUCCACGGGGACUCGGGGAGCGACACCAAGAAGUGCGUCUCCAACGUGAGCAGCUUCACCGCCGCCUUCCUGUUCUCCAUCGAGACUCAGACCACCAUCGGCUACGGCUACAGGUACGUGACGGACGAGUGCCCGGUCGCCGUCUUCAUGGUGGUGUUCCAGAGCAUCGUGGGCUGCAUCAUCGACGCCUUCAUCAUCGGCGCCGUCAUGGCGAAGAUGGCGAAGCCCAAGAAGAGGAACGAGACUUUGGUGUUCAGCCACAACGCCACGGUGGCCAUGAGGGACAACAAGCUGUGCCUGAUGUGGCGCGUGGGCAACUUAAGGAAGAGCCACCUGGUCGAGGCGCACGUGCGGGCGCAGCUUCUGAAGUCCCGGACGACGGCGGAGGGCGAGUACAUCCCCCUCGACCAGAUGGACAUCGACGUGGGCUUCGACAGCGGAGUCGACCGCAUCUUCCUGGUCUCCCCGAUCACCAUCGUCCACGAGAUCGGCGAGGGCAGCCCCUUCUACGACAUGAGCAGACAGGACCUGGAGACCUCGGAGUUUGAGAUCGUGGUCAUCCUGGAGGGCAUGGUGGAGGCCACCGCCAUGACCACGCAGUGCCGCAGCUCCUACGUCUCCGGCGAGAUCCUCUGGGGCCACCGGUUCGACCCGGUGCUCUUCGAGGAGAAGAACUACUACAAGGUGGACUACUCCCGCUUCCACAAGACGUACGAGGUGGCGAGCACCCCGCUGUGCAGCGCCCGGGACCUCGCGGAGAAGAAAUACAUCCUCUCCAACUCCAACUCCUUCUGCUACGAGAACGAGAUGGCGCUGGAGAACAAGGAGGACACGGACGAGGGGAACGGGGGCAGCGUCGGGCCCGACGGCACCCAGGCGGACAACAUCUCGGAGACCGAGCACGGCCAGGCCACGGCGCCGCCGCCGGAGCCCCGGCCUCUGAGACGAGAGUCAGAGAUAUGACUGCCCUGAGCUCAGACCUCACGCUGAGGGAUCGUCUCUCUGCUCCGGACGGCACGACGAGCCGAGCUGGGCCUUCUUGGGUUGGAGGACAAGCCGAACGGUACUGCUGUAGGGGGGGUGGAGGGGGGGUUUAAGGACGUUGUAUGUAAGAGUCUGCUGCACGACAACACAGCACUGAACCGUGUGCACGUUGCAGGAAGGAUUCUCCACGAGGGCCCCGCCCCCCGCCCCCCUCCCCCCCGUGAAUGUGUCGGGCGAACCGCGACGCCCCCGGAGAGGAAAAAAGGAGCUCGUUGAGGACUUUGAAACAUUCGGAGUCUCAGUUUGUCUGUCCGGCGUGAACAAAAAGAGGUGUUUUUAUUUUUUUAUUUGUUUUGUAGAGUUAGAAUAGAUCCUCAAGUGCUGCUAGAACCAGUUUUGACUUUGUGCCUUUUCACAAGACCCAAAGAGACGUCUGGAACAACAGGAGGUACGCGGGAGGAGAGCAUUCUGUUCGCGAGCCGGUCUCACAGACGUCCGGGAAACACGUCGACGCCUUUUUGGUUUCCUCUCACUUCGACAGCGACGGGGUUUUUCUGAUCUCCUGCGUUGCCCCUUUUUCUUUUGUUGUUGUUGUUGUUGUUGUUGUUGCAGUUAUUGAUCCGGUCAGAAAACACGCCCCGCUCGUGUCGAGAGACGGGAGUAUUAACGGCAAUCAGACCGACGGGAAGAAUCGUUAAUUUAAUCUUGAGAAUCUGAAUGUUCUGAUAAAAGUGCUGCUAUGAUGUCGCUUCUUUUCUUUUCUUUUUUUACGAUUGAUAGAAAAAUACCAUAGAGUAUUAUUAUCAUAUUUACGUGUUUCUUAGAAAACAAAACACCUGCUUAAGUUUUUUUUUUUGGUACAGAGAAGUGAAGGAGGCGGGUUUAGGUUUGUUUUGUUUGUUUCGAGAAAUGUGCGUCGAGCUUUUAUUUUGUAGGUCUUCACCUCGAAGCCUCUUCAUCGAGAGCCGUAAUCUGGAAAAGGGAGAAAGACUUGAACAGGAAGCGCUGGUUCUGUUGGCUUCGCUCCACUAAGAGAUGAGAUGAGAUGAGAUGAGACAGGAACACGCUGAUGUUUUGGAGGAUUUAUAAACUUUCUUUUCAAAAGGUUAUUUAAAAAUCCGAUUUCUGAAUCUGAUCGGAGACCGAAAAAGAAAUGUUUUCUCGCAAAAAUAUCAAAUCCAUAUUCAAUGCCACUGUUCCCUCUCCAGCCUCCUUCUUCUUCCUCUUCUUCUUCUUCUUCCUCUUCUUCUUCUUCAUCACUCCUUCGGGCAGCUCGCAGCCCGGCGUACUGUAACCCACGAGAGUUUUGCAUCAAGACAUCUUCACUGUG
Molecule: messenger RNA, 3057 nt
Organism: Cyclopterus lumpus (lumpfish)
Lineage: Eukaryota; Metazoa; Chordata; Actinopteri; Perciformes; Cyclopteridae
Product: inward rectifier potassium channel 2-like
Exons: 2
Coding region: 420-1706 (428 amino acids)
Biological process (GO): potassium ion import across plasma membrane; regulation of monoatomic ion transmembrane transport
Cellular component (GO): plasma membrane
Molecular function (GO): inward rectifier potassium channel activity
Source: RefSeq, a predicted model, not a curated record